Molecule: messenger RNA, 653 nt
Organism: Alosa sapidissima (American shad)
Lineage: Eukaryota; Metazoa; Chordata; Actinopteri; Clupeiformes; Clupeidae
Product: cortexin domain-containing 1-like
Exons: 2
Coding region: 387-575 (62 amino acids)
Source: RefSeq, a predicted model, not a curated record
UCUCUCUUCCACUCUCUCCAGUGUGUUUGUGCAUGUGGAGUCGGAGGAGGAGGCAGUCUGUUGCUGCCCUGGGCUCCACUCUCCACACGCGGGGCGAUGCAGCAAGGGUGAGAGAGGCAGAGCGGUGCAGCAGCUGCCCCUGCCCCCCCUCCUCCCCCCCAACAGCUCCAGCUCCCAGUUCCUGCUUCUCCUGCUCCUCCUGCUCCAGCUCCAGCUCCUGUUCCAGCCUCAGCUCCUGCAGCCCUAGUCGGGAAGACGCCAGUCUGCCAGCCAGCCAGCCAGCCAGCCAGCCGGUCCACCCUCCGCACACCAACAUGUGAGAAGAGCAGCUCGGGGAUCAGGAUGAUCGCCACGGCGACAUGCUUCUGUGAGGACAGACAGCAGCGAUGGAGACGACGCCGGACCCCGAGUUCGUGGAUGUGGACAAAGGCCUGACCCUGGCAUGCAUCGCCUUCCUCUGCCUGCUGUUGGUCGCCAUGAUCAUCCGCUGCGCCAAGGUCAUUAUGGACCCGUACAGUGCCAUCCCCACCUCCACCUGGGAGGAGCAGCACCUGGAGGACACAACAUCAACAUAACACACACGCAUAAACACACACACACACACACACACACACACACACACACACACACACACACACACACACACACUCACA